UCAGCGUCGCGCUGAAUGGGUUGUCAGGGUUGUCUCUUGUGUGAGUGUCCCUUCCAUCUCGUUUCGACGGGACCGCGUGUCAUUUUUGGCAUUGGUCAUGGCUCACGGCUCUCGUCCGGCUCUUUCAUUUCUCCGAGAUGCUUCCGUCGAGCUGUGUAGCUCCAAGCUGACAAUACAAUAAUUUCCGAGGAAGCGAGGCACGGGCAGCGCAGAUAACCACGGCUAACGACGCAACAAAAAAAAGACGAGAGAGAGAGAGAGAGAGAGAGGAAAGAGAGACUCUCCGACGACUUGGACUUCUCCGAGGGGACUCGAUCGGCUCGAUUUCGUUCGUGGGAGGAUGGAGAAGGGGGAGCCGGGGGAGGGCGCGUUUUGACGCACGGUGGCACGGGCACGGUGCUCGUCGUCGAUCGUGUCAUUUGAGGAACGCACGUCGCCCGGCGCGGUAUACACCUCCCGUGAGAACGUUAUUCCUCCGUUACUGAUUACGAUACUCUCUCGAUCCGCCCCGUCAGCGCGCGCGCGAGCACGCGCGUAUAUAUGUGUGUGUGCGGACGCGUGUGUGCAUGUGUGCGUGGCCGUGCUCGAUCCGUGGAGGGCCACGAUGGAUUACGUGCAGAUAAAGGACAUCCGCGCGGGCCAGAAGAACAUUAACGUAGUGUUUAUCGUUUUGGACCCCGUUGGCCACCCUACCAUCACCAAAGAGAACCGCGAAGUUCGAACGUUCAAAGUGGCCGACAGCACCGCCUGCAUGAACGUCUCCAUCUGGGACGAGCCCGGUCAGCUCCUGAUGCCGGGCGACAUCGUGCGGCUCACCAAGGGCUACGCGUCCGUCUGGCGGCAAUGCCUGACCCUCUACUCGGGCAAGAACGGCGACAUCCAGAAGAUCGGCGAGUUCUGCAUGGUGAUCAACGAGCAGGUGAACAUGAGCGACCCGAACCCGAUGUUGUCGCAGCAGCUGGUCAACCAGAGCGGCUCGGGCCCGCCUAGCAGCAACGUCAACGUCAACAACAGCAUCACCAACAACGGCAACGCCAACAGUAUCUCCGGUCAACCGGGACGGCAGCCUCUGGCGAGUCAGAGCAACACAACGGCUCCCGGUAGCGGAUCUGCGGCGAGUUCGACGACCGCGAAGAGCGGAAACGGCAGCGGUGGUGGCAGCGGCGGCAACGGCAGCAAUACCACCCCCAGCGGCGGUGGAAGCGGUGGUAGCGGCGGCGGCAGCGGCAGUGGCAGCGGUUCAGGUGUAUCCGGAGGAUCGGCACGUUACUCCUCGUCGGACUCGACGACGAAAUCGGCGCCGACGACUAAGAGCAACUCGCGCGGACGCGGCGGCUACAGGAAUGGCGGUCGUAGCAGCGACCGGAGAUAACACACGAGAAGGAAGCUGAUCAUAUGCGUGUAAACGAGCGAACGAAUGAAUGAAUAACGUGGUGCGCACGACAGAUCUGCGCGACUGUGUAAUAUAUUGUUUCCUCGUUUCUUUAAAAUUCCAGAUCUCGACGGGGAUCUUGUCGAAAACUGGGGAACCUGCACUUACGUAUCGGGAACAGCGGCCGACCGUUGUGUUGUCGCGCGAGGUAUUCCCUGAGAGCGAAUAUGCCAAGUUUCGUCUUUUAGAUUCCACCUUCGCGAGCGAUUCUGUCGCUAUAAUGUUUCGAAUCGCUUCAGACAUCAUUUCAGAAAUGUCGGAUCUUCCAAGAAUCUCUUUAAA
This is a messenger RNA of Temnothorax curvispinosus, 1714 nucleotides long. Its product is annotated as SOSS complex subunit B homolog. Gene Ontology annotation, biological process: response to ionizing radiation; double-strand break repair via homologous recombination; mitotic cell cycle checkpoint signaling. Gene Ontology annotation, cellular component: SOSS complex. The record is from RefSeq and is a predicted model, not a curated record. The transcript is spliced from 2 exons. Lineage: Eukaryota; Metazoa; Arthropoda; Insecta; Hymenoptera; Formicidae. Gene Ontology annotation, molecular function: DNA binding. Bases 605 to 1372 code for a protein of 255 amino acids.